Messenger RNA from Hibiscus syriacus, 2208 nucleotides. Its product is annotated as BTB/POZ domain-containing protein At5g66560-like. Lineage: Eukaryota; Viridiplantae; Streptophyta; Magnoliopsida; Malvales; Malvaceae. Gene Ontology annotation, molecular function: protein binding. Bases 140 to 2167 code for a protein of 675 amino acids. The transcript is spliced from 4 exons. The record is from RefSeq and is a predicted model, not a curated record.
CAGAGAAUUCUCCCUUCUCAAAAACUGGAAACUCUGCAAAAAGAACAAAGAGCCCUUUAUGCAUCUGCUUCAGUUUUUUCCAUAACAGCCAGAAACUUUUGAACUUCAACAAGCAAAGAAGAAGAAGAAGAAGAAGAAAAUGGCAGCUGAAAAGCCUACCUCUAAAGGCCAAGCAUGGUUUUGUGCCACUGGAUUACCUAGUGACGUUGUAAUUGAAGUCGGUGACAUGAGUUUUCAUCUCCAUAAGUUUCCUUUGAUGUCAAAAAGUAGAAAACUUGAUCAGUUAAUAGCAGAGCAAGGUCGGAAAUCAUCUACUGCAACCGUUACUAAUCAUAAGCAACGUGAAACCGAGACCGAAAUUGAAGAAGAAGAGGAUUGUCAAGAAGAAGUUGAAGAAGAAGACGAUGGCGAAUGCCAAAUAUCUCUACCCGAUUUCCCUGGUGGUUCGGAAACCUUUGAAACUGCCGCCAAAUUCUGUUACGGCGUAAAGAUCGAUCUCUCCUCCUCUACCAUCGUUUCUCUCCGUUGCGCAGCCGAAUUCCUGGAAAUGUUUGACGAGUACUCCGAAGAUAACCUUAUUUCCAAAACCGAUCGGUUCCUUUCUCAAUUCGUUUUUAAAAGCCUUAAAGAAUCGAUCAAAGCGUUUAAAUCAUGCGAAUCAGUCAUGUCCUUAGCGGAAUCUUUGGACAUUGUUCAGAGACUGAUUGAUUCUAUCGCUGUGAGAGCUUCUUCUGCCGAUCCGACUCUGUUUGGCUGGCCAGUGAAUGACGGAAUCAUCGAAGCCAAAGGCGCCUCGAGCCAUGCUUUAUGGAAUGGAAUCGAAACCAGUUUGAGAAGAAAAGCUCUAGCUCGAACCAACAAUAUAGAGUCCUGGUUUGAAGAUAUGGCAUUGCUGAGUUUACCGUUGUUUAAACGCUUGAUUUUAACGUUGAAAACGCGACAUCUGGGUCCUGAUAUCAUGGAAAGAUGCCUUAUAUCUUAUGCCAAGAAGCACAUUCCAGGAACAACGCGGUCGAAUCGGAAAUCACCGUCUUCGUCGGUCUCUGUUGUUUCACAGAGUGAACAGAGAGAACUUUUGGAAACUAUCAUCUCGAACCUGCCGUUAGAAAAGAGCCACUCUCGCUCAUCAACCGCGACGCGGUUCUUAUUCGGUUUGUUACGAACCGCCAACAUUUUAAAUGCAUCGGAAUCUAGCAAAGCCGCGUUAGAGAAAAAGAUCGGGAUUCAGCUGAAGCAAGCUACAUUAGACGAUUUGUUGAUGCCGAGCUACUCGUAUCUAAACGAAACGCUCUACGAUAUUGAUUGCAUUGAGAGGAUUUUAGGUUAUUUUUUGGACGGAUUGGAGGAGAGAACCGCCGAAGGAACCGAAGCUAAUGGCAACAAUAUUAUUGUCAAUAAUAAUAGCGUAAGACCGUCGGCGUUGAUGGUUGUCGGAAAACUAAUCGACGGUUACCUUUCGGAGAUCGCAUCCGACGCGAAUUUGAAGGCGGAUAAGUUUUAUAAUCUCGCCAUUUCCGUUCCUGACCAAGCUAGAAACUUCGAUGAUGGACUUUACAGAGCUGUAGAUAUGUACCUCAAGGCGCAUCCUUGGAUUCCAGAAUCGGAGCGGGAAAAGUUAUGUGGAGUAUUAAAUUGUCAAAAGCUAACGCUAGAAGCGUGCACACACGCGGCACAAAACGAGCGGUUACCACUACGCUUAGUUGUUCAAGUCGUGUUUUUCGAGCAGUUACAGUUACGUCACGCGAUUGCCGGGACAUCGAUAGCGGCAGAAACGGCGCCGUUGAUUGCAGGAAGAGCGUUGGAGAUUAGGAGAGAAGAAGAAGAAAAGACGGAGGAGGAGGGGACAGCGGCGUCGUUGUUACGAGGGGAGCAAGGGAGAAGGAGGGGUAACAAGUGGAGAGCGGCGGUGAGGCAGAAUCAGGUGAUGCGACUGGACAUGGAUAGCAUGAGGACGCGGGUGCAUCAGCUGGAAAGGGAAUGUUUGACGAUGAAAAAGGUGAUUCGACAGAUAGAGAAGGGAGGUCCACGUGGCGGUAGUUGGAAAGAAUCGUUGAGUAAGAGGUUUGGGUGCAAGUUCAAGACACAAGUUUGUGAUUCUCAUGUAUCAACGGUCACGGAGACGCGAAGAGGAAAACUUGAUCAAUCAAACCACCAUCAUCAACAAUAGAGCUUUCAAAUAAUUACUUUAAUUUGGCAUUCUACAAAUAU